AUGUUAAGAACACGAAUGUUUGCAACUGCUGUUGCUCGAAUGUCUGGGAUUCGUAGGAAUUCUUUCGUCAAAACUAUAAACACGGUAACAAAGAGGAACAUUGCUAGAAUAGAAAAGUUGUAUGAAGUAUUUGAAGUUGAUCAUGACGGAUAUGGAGGGAAGAAACGCCUACCAACCAAAGAAUUGACUAAAUUGCUAUACACCACAAGCAGGGAUAUGCUGGUACACGUACCAAUAACUGGAGACUUGAGCACAGGAAAUAGUUUCGAAACGAGAAACGAGGCUUUACAAAAAUUGGGUGAACAACUCAUCCGUUUGGAAAUUAAUAAGAUGCUUACAAUAACAUUUACGAAUUUCAAUCAGUUUAAUAUAAUGAACAAGAACUUCAACUAUAUUCAUAAUUUAGAUCGACCUCGGGUGGUGAACUCGGAUUCGAUAAGCUGGCUUAUCAACAGUUCCUUGAAAAUUAAGCAGUUAGCUCAUUUGCGAAUACCUGCCAAUUUGCCAAAGGAAAUGGGUUUAGACUCCAGUUCUAAGGACUUCCAGAAUUUAAACGAUUGGAAAGUGAUAUUAUCCUUUAUUGGCUACCUGAAAUUACUGGAUAUUAAAAACGAUAACGAAAAAUUUAUUGAAUCAAUUACAAAAACUAUAUGCCUACCUCUAAUCAAUUUCCAUUUGCGUAAAUCAUAG
This is a messenger RNA of Saccharomyces paradoxus, 690 nucleotides long. RefSeq names its product Cbs1p (gene CBS1). The coding region runs from base 1 to 690 and encodes 229 amino acids. NCBI's taxonomy places the organism in Eukaryota, Fungi, Ascomycota, Saccharomycetes, Saccharomycetales, Saccharomycetaceae. The transcript has a single exon. The record is from RefSeq and is a predicted model, not a curated record.